AUGCGGAAGGGAGCGUCAACAGAGGAUUCUCCUACAGAAAGAAAGACUUCCUCCAAUCAAAUCACUGAUGGACCACCGCAGUACAAAAUUGCCUUCAACGUGGGGAACUCUGUCACAUCUCCGCCGUUCUGGAUACUAAUUUCCGCAGGGGUAGCAGCUUGUGUGGGAGUAUCCUUUGUGACAGAUUCAAGCUUUGGAAUCUACCAGAAAGGUGAAGGGCAUCUCAACAUAAAAUUCAUUGCUGGCUCCACAUUUUUGGCAACUGCUAUUGGAAGUCUGGGAUUGUCACUGGGAUACUUGUUUGGAUCAGAACCAGUUCCACAAGAAAUUGUGUUCACUACUCUGAUGAUAAUCUGCAAUGUUAGUGUCAUAGUGACACAUGCCAUGGCAGAUGAAAAGAACCUGAGAGAUCCUCUGAUUUCUGCUUGCAUCUGUACUGCUUUUCUUCUGGCACAAACAGUUUUUCUUGUGGUUAAAUUCAGGAUUCUUUGUGUGUCUCAAAUUGGCCCUGCCUCGAUUUGUCCCAGAUCCAAACAAAAUGAAGAUCUGCGGGGAGCUCCAUCUGUUGGAAACUCACCCAAGCAAAGCAGCAGCUAUACCGACACAACCAGUCCCGGAACCCAGUUCCACAAUAGUUUUACCGGAAACGUCGACGAUAGUCUCAGACGCCGCCGGAUUCAGUUUUUGAACAUCGAGAAAUUUCACAAGCGCCAAAGCGGCGUCCCACACGACGCAACCGACAUCGCCGACUAA
This is a messenger RNA of Notodromas monacha, 753 nucleotides long. Lineage: Eukaryota; Metazoa; Arthropoda; Ostracoda; Podocopida; Cyprididae. The record is from the annotation of a GenBank genome assembly.